This is a messenger RNA of Emys orbicularis (European pond turtle), 721 nucleotides long. RefSeq names its product BLOC-1 related complex subunit 7 (gene BORCS7). Bases 1 to 330 code for a protein of 109 amino acids. NCBI's taxonomy places the organism in Eukaryota, Metazoa, Chordata, Testudines, Emydidae. Gene Ontology annotation, cellular component: BORC complex. The transcript has 5 exons. The record is from RefSeq and is a predicted model, not a curated record.
AUGGCGGCGGCUCCGGCGGGGAGUGCGGCCGAUGCCCAGGCGCGGUUCGGCCGCUCGGUGAAGGGGCUGCUGAUCGACAGGGUGACCGGCUGCGGCACCGACGUGAUCGCCCUCACCAAGCAGGUGCUGAAAGGCUCGCGGAGCUCCGAGCUCCUGGGUCAUGCUGCUAGAAACAUGGUGAUGCAAGAAGAUGCCAUCCUGCACUCGGAAGAUAGUCUAAGGAAGAUGGCUAUCAUAACCACUCAUCUCCAGUACCAACAAGAAGCUAUUCAGAAGAACGUCGAGCAUUCAUCAAAUCUGCAGGACCAGCUGAGUCACCUUCUGAAAUGAAGCAGGAGAAGCGAAGUCCCCAGCCCACCUAGCGGGAGCUGAUGGGACGACCUGUGUCGGUGGAGCUCCAGAGUCUCUUCCUGCUUCAGCAGUUACAUUGCAAGGCUGAGCUGUGCUGAAAGUCAGCUGUGAAAAUGCAGCGUGUGUGUUACUGAACCUGCAGGGCUGUGGAUUGACAUGGGACUGCUCUGUAACCUGCUCAUCACAAACUCUCCCCAUGCUGAAAGCUAGAUCACUUGCUUGCGCUUAAUUUAAAGCAGACUUUACCAAAACCUGCCUGUGACUAACACUUUUCAUGUCCAUUUUCUUUUCUGCGCAAUGUACUGUUUGAAUAGCAGUUUCCCUCUCCUCAAGGCAUUGUGCCUGUUCAGCUAAUGAAUCAAAGGCAACG